Messenger RNA from Danio aesculapii, 2871 nucleotides. It is a transcript of the gene stx19, whose product is annotated as syntaxin 19. The record is from RefSeq and is a predicted model, not a curated record. NCBI's taxonomy places the organism in Eukaryota, Metazoa, Chordata, Actinopteri, Cypriniformes, Danionidae. The transcript has 2 exons. Bases 932 to 1822 code for a protein of 296 amino acids. Gene Ontology annotation, molecular function: SNAP receptor activity; SNARE binding. Gene Ontology annotation, cellular component: presynaptic active zone membrane; plasma membrane; synaptic vesicle. Gene Ontology annotation, biological process: intracellular protein transport; exocytosis; synaptic vesicle fusion to presynaptic active zone membrane.
UAAAAAUAAUGACACAAUUCUGAAGUCACAAUCUUCACUAAAGACAGAGGCUCAUUUACUGGAUAUAAUCCACACACUGCUCUUUGCUCCAUUUAAGUCUGAACCCAAAACAGUAAAGCUUAAUAUGAGUCAUUCUGUUGACCCAAUCACUACCCGUUUGGAAAAACAGCUUAACCUAUACAGUAUGUAUUUAUAACUAUAGUUUCUUACGUUGUAAAACAUCUUUUAAAACAUUUUAAUUUUGUAUGACUAUUUUUGCUAUCAUGCAACACUUUAAAACUAGGUUAAGGAAAUACAAAAUAAGGGAUUGAGAACAGGCACACUUCAAAGCUUUGUCAACAGUCUUUUUAAGACGCUUCCUGGUCCCCAUUGUUGUCUGAUAUACAAUAGAGGAUGCUGAGAGGCAAUGUUUGCUGCACUGCAUGUAUUCUUUCAAUUCCUUUCUGAAUAAUGGAACCACAUCACUUCUGCCUAACAAACUUCGCCCUUCAUUGGUCAAACAAGAAUUCUAACUGUGACUGGGGGGGUGUGGUUUCAACUGGCUCGACCAGAUUUCCCUGGAGUUUCUCUGUGUGUGUCCGUGUGUUUUGUUUUGUUUUGUUGUGUUUUUUCAUAGGCAUAACUGACACCAUUGGAGCUGAGGGAACACUCGCACUAGGACAUACAGUACUUGUGUCUCUGAGAGCCGAAAACGAUGAAAUCCAAGGACUUACUGAAUACUGAACUUUAUCAGGUCCAGCUUAGAUCUUACUAAUCCAUGGCUGAGGAAGGAGUUGAGUAAAAUUCCUGGAAAUAAAAUGAAGCCACAUUCAGAAUUCAAUGGAUUAAAGGCAAUAAGAGGUUAUGGAAAGGUCAGGAACAUUUUACUCACAAACAACACUCAAAUCUAAAAUUGACCUGAUCCACAUCAAGGUCUUCAUCCUGUGCAGUUAUGAAAGACCGCAUGGAGGAGCUGCGUCAGCAGAUGAAGGCCAGCGAGAAGCUGGUGGACAGCAACCCCUUUAAUGAGGAGGAAGACAAGGACAUAGACCAAUCCUCACUGAUAGGCCUGCAGGCUGUGAUCUUCGAAGCAGAACCUGUCCUGGAAAUCUUUCUAAAGGACGCUCAGAGCAUUCGUGCCAGCAUCGAGGAGCUGAACUCGGAAGUCAGUAAGUUCAAUGAGCAGCAGAGAAACUUUGUGGCCACCAUCAGACGCCUCAGCAUCAUGAAAAAAGAGAGCAGCAUGACUCGAGACAUCAAGCUGUUGGCCGAGAGUCUGCAUAAAAGGUUAGAUGCUCUUUCCAAGCAAGCUAAGCAAACAGAGACCGAGCUCGGCCCAAAUGCUGCCACGUCCCGUAUCCAGAAGAUCCAACACGCAGCUCUCUUCCUCCAAUUUCAUCAAGUAAUGCGACAACACAAUGACGCAAUCCUAAGCAAGCAGGAAAAAUGCAAGCAGUUUAUCAUCCGGCAGCUUGAGGUAUCAGGCCGCGAAGUGUCUGAAGAGGAGGUGGAUAACAUGAUAGAGCAGGGAAAGUGGGAGAUCUUCAACGAGAACAUCAUUGUCGAUGCUAAGAUCACUCGAACACAACUCUCGGAGAUCGAGCAACGCCAUAAAGAGCUUCUCAAUCUGGAAAGCAACAUGAAGGACCUGCGAGAUCUCUUUCUAGAUGUGUUCAUGCUGGUGGAAGAGCAAGGCCACCAGAUUCAAAACAUACAAGCCAAUGUGGAGAAGACGCAAGACUAUGUGUCGGUCACAAAGGAGAAGUUCAAAAGAGCUGCGAGAUAUAAGAAGAACAACCCGCUUAGAAGACUGUGCUGUUGUUGCUGUCCUUGGUUUAGAUAGCAGAGCAAGGCUGGUAGGAUAAAAUGUGGGAAAGUUUGUUAUUUACUGCAUUCUCAAGGGAAGAACUGAUGGCCGAAUACACCAUACAGACAUUGACCUCUGUCUGAUGAAGAUAAAGAGCAAGGGCACAAAGCACUUUUUAAAACAUUGAAGCAGGAAGGCUUAACAGUUAGCUGGGUGUUGACAUGCAAUACAAGUAGUCAUAUGAAGAUUUUCUGAGAGAUUGUUUUGUUUUGUUACAUCACAAAUGUUAUGUAAGAUGUAAUGAAGGGUAAAUUAAAGAGUUAGUUCACCCUAAAAUGAACACUUAUUCAGCCUCAAGUGGUUUCAGACCUUUAUGAGUUUUUUAUGAACACUAAAGAAGAUAUUUCAAAGCUGAAAACCUGUAACCAGGAAAAACAAAAACUAUGGAAGUCAUUGGUUACAGGUUCCCAAAUUUUUUUUCAAUAUCUUUUAUGUUUAACAUUAGAAAGCAAAUGGUUCAAAACAAAUAAAGGGUGAGUAAAUAAUGCCAGAAUUUUCAUUUUUGGGUGAACUAUCCUUUUAAUUGUGAAAAAGUUAUGCUAUUUUGUAAGUUGCAAUUUAUUCAACUGACUUUAAUUUAUUUUUCCCCCUUCAGUAUUAUUUGAAUCAGUCACUUUUUAUAGAUUGUGUGUUAAGAUUAAAUAUUUUAGCUAAAUAUCAAAUAUACUGUCUUAAGAGAAAGAAUGAUAAAUUCACGUCCAAUCUUAUUUAAGCAAUACUGAAAGAUACCCGGAUGUUCUUCUAAAGCACAAUUUAUACUUGAUACUUCCAUUAGUUUGCUUUGGUGUGCGUGAGCAUAAUGGUAUCAGCAAAGAGUCUGUUGUUGACCUUGGCCCCGAAACAAAUGACACACUUCAUGUGUGAAUAUAUGGAAGGCGAUCGGUGACAAAAGUCUUCAAACAGUUUGUGUAAUUAGUUGAUUGUGUCAACAAGCAUAUUUUGGGUGUGUUAAAGGAAUAGUUCCCACAAAAAUAGUGGAUCACUUGUAAGUUGUUACAAUAUAUAUGUGUGUGUGUGUGUGUGUG